Molecule: messenger RNA, 948 nt
Organism: Lathyrus oleraceus (garden pea)
Lineage: Eukaryota; Viridiplantae; Streptophyta; Magnoliopsida; Fabales; Fabaceae
Exons: 3
Coding region: 1-948 (315 amino acids)
Source: RefSeq, a predicted model, not a curated record
AUGGCUGCACAAAAUUUUACAGAUUUUGCUACCAACUCUGCUAAUCCUCAUUACCUGCAUCCGAACGAGAAUCCGACUCUUGUUCUCGUUUCUUCACCGCUCGAUGACAAAAAUUACCACACCUGGUCUCGUUCAAUGCAAAUCGCGUUGAUCUCCAAGAACAAGGACAAAUUCAUCGACGGUACUCUUCCCAAACCCCCUGUUUCAGACGUUCUUUAUGCGUCGUGGAUCCGUUGCAACACGAUGGUUCUUGCGUGGAUACAACGCUCAAUCUCUGCACCAAUUGCACGAUCGGUUCUAUGGAUUGACACAGCUGCGGUGUGUGGAAGAAUCUGCAGGGAUCAAGACUAUGUGAUUCGAUUCCUUAAAGGUUUGAAUGAGAAAUUCACUCAUUCCAAGAGCCAAAUCAUGAUGAUGAAUCCGUUACCUGAUAUUGAUAAAACCUUUUCUUUGGUAAUUCAGCAAGAAAGAGAAAUGAAUCAUGCUAAUUCUGCAGUUCUUCCUAGUGUUGGAAAUAAUGAAGAGAGUAUAGCCUUGAGUGUAUCUCAUGAUGCUCAGCUAAACAAAUUCAAUUCAUAUAGAGGAAAAUAUCAGGGUGCAGCUGGUUCAAGAGGUCAAAAUCGUGUCUGUACUCACUGUAGGAGAAAUAACCAUACCAUUGAUACUUGUUUCAUUAAGCAUGGGUAUCCACCAAGCUUCAAACACAAGAUCAAAGGCAAUGGGUUCAGUUCUCAACAGUCUGCAAUAGCCAACAAUGCAUCAGAGACACCUGCAUCAGGUUCAAGUUCCACCAAUUCCUCUUAUGGCUUGACUCAAGAGCAAUACAACAACAUUUUGGCACUGCUUCAACAUUCAAAACCUGUUUCCACAGCCAAUUCAGUGUCUACAUCUCCUCUUGUGCUAAAUUCUUUGUCUUCCAAUGCCAAUGAGAAAGAUUUUGAUACUUAA